UCCCGACUUUAUGAAGCCCAUUCCCUUUCCCACCGUUUCUCAGUCAGUGCCGCCGGACAUUCUGUCUUAUCUCGAGCUUCUAGUCAAAAAUCCCGACUACUUUGUUCCUAUUUACAACAUCCUUAUCAAAAGGGGCGUUCAAUUUCCCGACAUUACGAGGCCUUUCAAUUACGUUAUAAUCGACGGCAAGCACGUCAACCUUCCCAGCGUUGUCAAUGUUCUCUUUACGAUACGGAUAAACGGUCAGCAGUUCGUGCUGCCUAGGGAUGCUCCGAGGUUGGCGACAUUCAUCACUCAGAAUCCGGGCCAGAUGACCACCAUCACGAUGAUCUUACGGCGGCUCGGCGCAGUUGUGACGACAAACCCUUCAGGCCAGAUUACUGGCUUCAUUUUGUUUGGCAGGAGAUAUCCUCUGACAAACCCAGUCACGACGCAAGUCGUCGUCAAUGGCCGCCGGUUCACUUUGCCGCAGGACCUUACGUCCCUGAUUAGUUUUGUGCAGAGCAACCCGCAGGCGUUCCACCAAGUUCUGCCUAUUCUCAUUACUAUUGGCGCUCGCCUCCAGAAGUCUCCUACCGGAGAGAUCACAGCGAUUGUCAUCGGUGGCCGAACCUUUCCGGUGCGCUCGGUGGCGCCGGUGCGCGUCGUUAUUCACGGACGAACGUACACGAUUCCCGCGGACCUUGACGUCAUAUUGAAGCAGCCUGGUAACAUUGGCGUUGGCGAACUCAUCGCUGCUUUUCAAAAGUUACGCAUCCCGGUGAACGUGGACCCAGGCACAGGGAACGUGAUCGGCAUUGUUAUGGACGGUGUACCUAUCCCAUUUCCCGUCAUUGUUCGCUUGCGUGUCAACCUUGGAGGGCGAGUCUACAAAAUACCGAGUGAUCUUCCCGCCAUCGUCACCUACCUGCAGCAGCACGGUAUGCCCGCCAAUGUCCUGGCGUUCUUGUACAACCAGUUCGGUAUCAUUCCAGUGCGAGACAGCAACAACGUCGUGAUCGCGAUAUCGUUCAACAACCGCCGGUAUCCUGUGCCGCGUCAGCCGGAAACAGUAAUAACUAUCGGAGGCGUUCGCUUCACGUUGCCCAGGGACGCACCAAAGUUAGUGAACAUGCUGUUAGUUCGCAGAAUUCCCAUCGAACAGUUCCUGAUAGUCAUUCAGCAGGCUGGCUACAAGCUCAUACCGGGUCCAGAUGGCGUUCUUCACAGCGUCCAAAAGGGAUUUGACGUAAUAGAACUGCCAGUGAAUAUCCGUCUCAUCGUGAACAUCAACGGUGUGCGUUACCGGGUGCCACAAGACCUGCCUCGAAUUGUUCAAGUCUUCCAGACUAUAAGAAACCCCAGCGCAAUCGAGCAAAUUCUGAUUAGCCUCAGGAAGAUGGGAGUGAUUGUGCAGCGCGGCGCAGCUCAGAUCACGCUCAUAUUCAAUGGUCAGCACUUCUCCUUUACGUUCACUCCCGGCGGCCGACCGCCCGGCGGAGAAAUGCCCGUGCAACCGCCUGGAACGACGACCAUUCGCGUGAGUAUCAACGGCCGCUGGUUCUCACUCCCAGAUCAGAUCUCGGACAUGAUGACCUUCGUACGCUCCAGCGGGCCGAUGGCAAUUCAGCUUCUUGUUAGGACUCUGCGCUCGCAAGGCAUCACUGUCAACCUGACGCCCAACGGCGCUGACAUCGUAUCGAUAAUCAUCCAUGGUCAAGUCUAUCCCGUGCAGGGAGACGGCCGGCUGCCCUCCGGCUCGGGUGGCAUAAUCGACGGCAGGAACGUGCAGGUCAUCAUCCGGGGCCGAACAUUCAUGAUUCCUCGGGACAUCGGCAUCCUCCGGCGCUCGUUGCCGGGGUUUCAGUACGGAGAACUGAUAUUGGCGCUGCACCGCAUCGGGGCUAUGCUCGAGGUAGACCAGCGGGGUAACUUCUACGGCAUGCGCAUCCAAGGAAGACUGAUCAAGUUCGCCGUCAUCUUCCGGGUGAACGUGAUGCUGGACAAGAGCGGUCACAAGUAUCGCGUGCCACUCGACCUCGCGGAGCUGGCGCAAGGACUCUCCAGCGGUCGCAACUGGAACUGGAGGAUUGUCCGCAAAGUGCUGUACAACUCGGGCAUCGAGUUGCGCGGAGGCUCCGUUGGCGCUCCCCGCGCCAUUGGAUUCCAGGGCAAGUUCUACGAACUGCACAGCAUGGUCAAAGGAUAGACAGGUUUGGCCCCCACAUCUCUUGCGUCAGAAACUCGCGCAUGCAUUAUAGGUUUAAUACUACCAACUCUUCUUCGACUUCGCGGCGAAGCUGCGUAUACUUCGCGCCUUGUUAAUAAAUAAAACGCACACUC
This is a messenger RNA of Rhipicephalus sanguineus (brown dog tick), 2322 nucleotides long. RefSeq lists its product as uncharacterized. The transcript has a single exon. The record is from RefSeq and is a predicted model, not a curated record. NCBI's taxonomy places the organism in Eukaryota, Metazoa, Arthropoda, Arachnida, Ixodida, Ixodidae. The coding region runs from base 11 to 2188 and encodes 725 amino acids.